AUGUUUCGGUUUCUCAGAUUUGCACGUCCUUUUGCCCGGAUGCCCGCAAGAUCCCUAGCGGUGGGAUCUACACUUUCCAUCUCGUUAGCGUUUGGCUCGGUUAUCGCUAAUGAUGCUAGCAAGAAGGGCUUGGAAGGCGUUGAUCUCGAUAAAAGUAUUGAUCCUUUCCCUACAGAGCUUACGCGUGCCAAUUGCUCAGUCGUUGAUAAAGUACAACGGUUGGUGGCCUCGGGUAUGAGGUCGGUGACGUUUAUCAGCUUUAAGGUGUAUGCUGUGGGCCUCUAUGUUCCUACUAAGGAUGAGCCCCAGAUAUCCACGACGGUGGCUCAGUAUAUGCGUCUGAACCCUGGCAAGACAGCCGAAGAGCUUUUGGGCGAUAAGCAGCUUUCACAGGAGAUUUUGGAGAACAUGUCCCAGAGAAUCAACUAUACGAUUAGAAUCACUCCAGUGAGGAACACAGACUUUGGACACUUGAGGGACGGCUUUGUCAAGACGAUUUUGGCUUGUCCUUUGGCAAAGACUAAGAGAGAAGAGGUGGCUACGGGAAUUGAGCAGUUAAGAGCAGCUUUCCAGGGCUUCAAGGGCUCGGUGCCUAAGAACCACUCUCUUUACUUGGUAACUGAAAAUAACCAGAUCACAAUGCACUACGUGGGCAACAAGGGUGAAGUUCGUACCUUGGGCAAGAUCACCGAGCCUAGCAUCGCUCAGGUACUCUUUGUGCUGUAUUUCAGCAGCGCUAAGCCCAUCAGUGAGCAGCUCCGUAAAGACUUUGUCAGCUACGUCACGUCUACGUUACCAUAA
Molecule: messenger RNA, 801 nt
Organism: Candidozyma haemuli
Lineage: Eukaryota; Fungi; Ascomycota; Pichiomycetes; Serinales; Metschnikowiaceae
Exons: 1
Coding region: 1-801 (266 amino acids)
Molecular function (GO): intramolecular lyase activity
Source: RefSeq, a predicted model, not a curated record